Molecule: messenger RNA, 2330 nt
Organism: Branchiostoma belcheri (Belcher's lancelet)
Lineage: Eukaryota; Metazoa; Chordata; Leptocardii; Amphioxiformes; Branchiostomatidae
Product: negative elongation factor D-like
Exons: 14
Coding region: 99-1847 (582 amino acids)
Biological process (GO): negative regulation of transcription elongation by RNA polymerase II
Cellular component (GO): nucleus; NELF complex
Molecular function (GO): RNA binding
Source: RefSeq, a predicted model, not a curated record
GUAUUCCUUUUCACUCGGGAGUGUUGUUUUGUCCAUCUAGAAUAAAGUCAGUGUAAUUUUCAUCAGUUUUAGAGCAAUUACAAAGGAGAAACUGUGAUAUGGACGACUUUGACGACUCAGGGAGCUGGGAUGGUGAUCCCUACGACCGCUCGUACGAUUCUCUGCACGGGGAGGAUCAUGAGGGGGAGGGGGGCGAUGAGGAGGAUAUGGCGGUACAACAGGAGUGUCUGGAGGCGUUUGGGAACAGGGACUACAUCAUGGAACCUGGGAUCUUCAACAUGCUGCAGAGAUACUUCCAGCAUGGCGGUGCUCCAGAACAGGUCAUUGACCUCCUGUCCACCAACUACACAGCCGUGGCACAGAUGGUCAAUGUGCUGGCAGAGUGGCUCAUUCUAACAGGUAUGAAGCCGACAGAGGUACAAGACAUGGUAGAGGAUCACCUGAAGGAGCUGGUACUUAAGCACUUUGACCCGAAGAAGGCUGAUACCAUUUUCUCAGAGGAAGGAGAGACUCCUGCCUGGCUGGAGGAGAUGAUCGCCCAUCCCAAGUGGAGAUCACUCUUCUACAAACUAGCCGAGGAUUACCCAGAAUGCCUCAUGCUCAACUUUACCAUCAAGCUGAUCUCAGACGCAGGUUACCAGGGAGAGAUUACCAGUGUGUCCACGGCCAGCCAGCAGGUGGAGGUGUUCUCCCGCGUGCUGAGGACGUCCCUCACCAACCUGCUGGAGGGAGGGGAGGAGGGACUGGAGAAAAACCUCCCCGAGAUUGUUAAAAUGGUCUGCCAUGGGGAACACACCUACCUGUACAGCCAGGCUCUCCUGCAAUACCUCAAAGAAGAGGAAGGGGGCAGUGCUGUGAGAAGAAUCAGCCAGGAGCUUCAGAAAGCUGCCAAAGACUUGGGUCGUGACGUUACAGAGAUGACUCUGGCCCUGGGAAAGGCCUCAUCAUAUCCCCGAGCUUGCCAGGCCCUGGCUUGUAUGCUAUCCAGAAAUGCACUCAACCCAGCAGACAUCACUGUGUUGUUCAAGAUGUACAGUGGGAAUAACCCACCUCCUGUGGAAGUCAUCAGGUCACCCUUGUUCUUUGAGCUGUUCAUGCAAGCUUUGUUCAAGCCUGGGUCAAAGCUCAACCCUGAACAUAAACCCAAGUACAUCUACCUGUUGGCCUAUGCUGCAAGUGUGCAUGAAACAUGGAAAAAGAACAAGAGAGCAGCCAUUGCCAAGGAUGAGUUAAAGUCCACAUCACAGGCGAUAGAACGUGCCACAAACCUGUGCUGUAAGGAGAGGUCUGAGGUGGUGGCAGAGUUAGGAACACUGUACUCCUGUAUCAGAGUGCCAGUUGUAGCCAUGGGUGUUCUCCGGUGGAUUGACUGGACAGUCUCAGAGCCCAGCUACUUCAAGCUGCUGACAGACCACACACCCAUCCACCUGGCCCUGCUGGAUGAGAUCAGCACCUGCCAUCCCCUCCUACAUCCACAUGUGCUGAAGUUUCUCAUCAGGCUGCUGGAGACAACCUACCCAGACUUGGAUGUCCUUGUACAGCUGGAGCUGAAAAAGACCCUGUUGGACAGAAUGGUCCAUUUGCUGAGCAGGGGGUACGUGGUGCCCAUUAUACAGUACAUCAAGGGCUGCAUCGACAGAGGUGACACAGACAUCUCUCUUAUCAGACACUUUGUUACUGAGGUGAUUGACAUCAUUGCACCACCGUAUUCCUCUGAGUUUGUCCAGCUAUUCCUGCCCAUCAUUGAGAACGAGGCCAUCACAGGAAACCUGAGAACUCCUGACGAGUCCGACCCUGUCUCAGACUUCAUCGGACACUGCAGAUCCAACUUUGUAGUCAUGACGUGAUCUGACACAUCUCACGAACACUUGACAAGGUGUCCAAGGGUGUCUCUCAUGCCAAUUGAUAGCCUGGUUGGCAUCAGGACAAUAAUAUGGCCCCAUAGAUAUGCUAUACAUUCCAAGCAGGAUGCCAAAUUGGAAGAAAGAAUUUCCCUUCCCCCUGCUGCAUAACCCUGUCACCAAUAUACAUUUGAUGCCAUAAGACUACUUCAGCUGGAAGAGGGUGAAGUCAUCUGUCUUAGAACAAGUUGUUUAUUUGCAAUGAUUGAUCUUAACUGUCAACUGUCACAUAUCAUACAUCAGCAAUGCCAGUCCCCCAUUAGGAAUUUGGGAUACAUUGUUAGUACCAGGCAUUAUAGCUAUGUACAAAAGGUACUUUCAACAUAUAACAACAUCAUGAUGUUAGGCAACAUUUGAGAAAAAAAGAAUCCUUGUAUUCUUGUCAGAGGUGAACAAUUUAUUGCUUUGUAAAUAAAUUUUAUGUUGAGC